UCGGCCCAGGCAAAGAGGGGAAAAUUGCGGUGUGGGACUCAAUUGAUCCGGGAUGCAGAGAAGGUGGGAGAUGAUGAUGGACGGUCUGUCUGUGGAAGUCUCCCACUAACUCUAACCGAACAUCAGAGUCUGUUUGAUCACCCAAACAACAUGAGCUCCUCAUCAGGCAACCUUCACCACAAGCGUCUUCCCUCCGAGCCAGAAUGCGGCCAGAGGAUUCCGGAGAUGGACGCAGCCCAGCAGCUGAAACUUCGAGAGAGACAGCGUUUCUUUGAGGAGAUCUUCCAGCAUGAUGUGGACGUCUUCCUGUCCUCGGCACACCUCUCCAUUCGAGACUACGCCAGACCCCCCAUUGGGAGCAUCUCGUCUAUGGAGGUGAAUGUGGACUUGCUAGACCAGAUGGAGCUGAUUGACAUCUCUGACCAGGAGGCUGUGGAUGUCUUCUUGAGUUCCGGGGUGGAAGACAACCUCCUGAACUCCACAAUGCCCGGGAACGGAAACAACAACCCCGAGGGAACAAUCACUAAUGGACUCUUUCCACUUGGCGUUCAGGGUCUUGACCUGAGAUCUCGCACAUCCUCGUCGUCUUCAAACUCCUCCUGUGACAGUCAGACUAACAAUGCCAACAUCGAAAAGACGUGUGGGGCGGCGGUGGCGGAUAAUCACGGCGCCCACAGCAGCGCCGUAAAGCGGACAGUAGCGUCCCUGAAGACUAAGACUAAGACGGAGGCGGUGAAAGAUGUGGCGUAUAGUCUGGGAAAUACCAUAAAUCUUCCAACUUGACACUUGGAACCUGACAGAAGCUUUUCCGAUCACCAUGCAGGAUACAGCUGCGUCAAUUUGAUGCGUGACAAGUUUCAGUAGAUGGCGAAUGCUCCUCAUGAUGAAAAGUCCAGCGAUUGGUUUGGGCUGGCCAGCAUUGGAGUAAAUGGUUCCAACUUCCUGUUUGGCUGCAGCAAUAUGGAAUGAUAGGCCUUAGCAUUAACACUAUUUAACACGUUUGUAUU
Messenger RNA from Doryrhamphus excisus (bluestripe pipefish), 1007 nucleotides. Lineage: Eukaryota; Metazoa; Chordata; Actinopteri; Syngnathiformes; Syngnathidae. The record is from RefSeq and is a predicted model, not a curated record.